Molecule: messenger RNA, 1170 nt
Organism: Entamoeba histolytica HM-1:IMSS
Lineage: Eukaryota; Evosea; Mastigamoebida; Endamoebidae
Product: methionine gamma-lyase
Exons: 1
Coding region: 1-1170 (389 amino acids)
Biological process (GO): transsulfuration
Cellular component (GO): cytoplasm
Molecular function (GO): carbon-sulfur lyase activity; pyridoxal phosphate binding
Source: RefSeq, a predicted model, not a curated record
AUGACUGCUCAAGAUAUUACUACUACUCUUCUUCAUCCAAAAGGUGAUCAUGUUUUACAUUCACAUGCUUAUCCAAUCUUCCAAACUUCUACAUUCUGUUUUGAUUCAACUCAACAAGGUGCUGAUUUAUUUAUGGGUAAAGGAGAAGGUCAUAUCUACUCUAGACUUGGAAAUCCAACUGUUGAACAAUUUGAAGAAAUGGUAUGUUCUAUUGAAGGUGCAGCUGGUUCUGCUGCAUUUGGUUCUGGAAUGGGAGCUAUUUCAUCAUCAACACUUGCUUUCUUACAAAAAGGAGAUCAUUUAAUUGCAGGAGAUACAUUAUAUGGAUGUACUGUUUCAUUAUUUACACAUUGGUUACCAAGAUUCGGUAUUGAAGUUGAUCUUAUUGACACUUCUGAUGUAGAAAAAGUAAAAGCAGCUUGGAAACCAAAUACUAAAAUGGUUUAUUUAGAAUCACCAGCAAAUCCAACAUGUAAAGUUUCUGAUAUUAAAGGUAUUGCUGUUGUUUGUCAUGAACGUGGAGCACGUUUAGUUGUUGAUGCAACUUUCACUUCACCAUGUUUCCUUAAACCAUUAGAACUUGGAGCAGAUAUUGCACUUCAUUCUGUUAGUAAAUAUAUUAAUGGACAUGGUGAUGUUAUUGGUGGUGUUUCAUCAGCAAAAACAGCAGAAGAUAUUGCAACUAUUAAAUUCUAUAGAAAAGAUGCAGGAUCAUUAAUGGCACCAAUGGAUGCAUUCUUAUGUGCAAGAGGAAUGAAAACUCUUCCUAUAAGAAUGCAAAUUCAUAUGGAAAAUGGACUUAAAGUUGCUAAAUUCUUAGAGCAACAUGAAAAAAUAGUUAAAGUUAAUCAUCCAGGACUUGAAUCAUUCCCAGGUCAUGACAUUGCUAAAAAACAAAUGACUGGUUAUGGUUCAACAUUCUCAUUUGAAAUGAAAUCAUUUGAAGCUGCUAAAAAAUUAAUGGAACAUCUUAAAGUAUGUACUUUAGCAGUUUCACUUGGAUGUGUUGAUACUCUUAUUGAACAUCCUGCUUCAAUGACUCAUGCAGCUGUUCCUGAAAAUAUAAUGAGAAAACAAGGAAUUACUCCUGAAUUAGUUAGAAUUUCUGUUGGAAUUGAAAAUGUUGAUGAUAUUAUUGCUGAUUUAAAACAAGCAUUAGAGCUUUGUUAA